AUGUGCGACACACAGGCGAGCGUUGGCAGCGGCGGCGGCAGGAGCAGCAGCACCCCUGACCGACUCUUUCAAAUCUUCAUCGCCACUCUGUCCCCCGACAAGGCCACGCGGCAAUCCGCCGAGGACGCGCUUGCUCAGUUGGCCGAUGAGGACCCACACUUCGUUCUUCACCUCUUGGAGCUCGCCUGCCACUCCCCUACGGUGUGCGCGCAUACGCUUGGAACAGCGCUGCCGGCGACGGCGAGCGCGCUUCUGGCGAGCGCCAUUCGGUUUCGCAAUGAAAUUGGCCGCAGCGACUGGAAUCGAAACCCGCGCUGCUCCGAUGAGGUGAGGCAGCGUGUGCGCGACCACGUCGUGUCGAUGCAGUGCCAGCCCCACGUGUCGGAGGCGGUGCGGCGCCAGCUACUGGCGGCGACGAUUGAGGUGGUGAAUGCCGACUACCCUGAGCGGUGGCCCGAUCUGCUGCCGCAGCUGACGGGGCUCGUGGGUCAGAGCAUGACGGCGCUGUGUGGGCUCUUUGACUGCAACACGAGCAGCUGCCAGGAAAUCGACGGAGACGUCAUACACAUGAUGCUGCUGCAGCUGAAGGGCUCCCUGGGUGUACUGCGGGGGUGCUGUAAGAUCUACGCGGACCCGUUGAGGGUGGACGCCGACGCGGCGGACGGCUUCGCUGGCCACCUUGCUCCGUUGCUCGUGUCUCUGAUGGAGCUGCUGUCGGGGCGGUGGCAGGAGGAGUUGACGACGCUAGCGGGCCACGGUGCCGCAACGGCGACCUCUAGCCCUUCCUUGACUGUGCCGUUUCGCUUCUCGGCGGAGCUGGAGGAGCUGGCGCACUGCAUGCGACUCUCCCUAAAGUGCGUCUUUUCCCUAUUUGAGAGCCGCUGGCCCGCGUGCUUGUGCGAGGUGUCGGCCCUCGACCACCUCUACGCCUCCUGCGUGGUGACGCCGAUUCAAACUUUCCAGCAGGUGGUUUUGCCGCUCUGCCGGGAAAGGCUGGUGCACGCGCUGCACCACCCGGCCGAAACAGGCAUGACGGUGACGCAGCUUCACGGUGAUCACUUCUCCGACUUCCAGCAGUCCGCAAUGUUUACACUACUCAAGUGGGUCAUGAACAUCGCCUACAAGCUCACUCAGGAGUUCGCGUCGCCGAAGAGCUGCGAGCGACGCUGCCGCACUGCGGCGAAGCACUUCACCGCCCAGUACCUCCAGCCCACCGUCGAGACCGCCCUGGCGCUUGUGCGGUGGCACGCCGGCCCACCGCUCGCCCUAACUUCCAAAGCUUACAUCCUCGCACUCGAGGUGCUGACGCUCGCAGUCCAACACAAGGCUGUAUACGCGAGCGUACUGCACCCCAGUGCCGAGGAGCUCAUGACGGUGCUUCUCUUCCCCCGCCUCGCCUUCACGGCCGAGGACGAGGAGCUGUGGUCCGACAACCCGGAGGAGUACGUGCGCAAGCAAGCGAGCCCCGCCGGUGACAUCUACAGCGCCAAGGUGGUGUCGACGAGCCUCCUCAUGUCCCUUGCGGCCGGCACGAAGAAGUUCCACGACAAGAGCCUCUUCCUCUCCCUCAUGAACUUCUUGCUGAACCAGCUGCAGGCCUACGUCGGUGCGGCUGCGCAGGCGACGAGCGAUGACGCCCACUUCUGCACCCCCGCCAUGGAGGCGGCGCGCCGUGUCGAUGCCGCACUCUACUGCUUCUACCACUUCAAGAAGAUCCUGCUAGCCAUGCACUUUGGUGACGACAAGCUCGAGUACGUCCUGUCGACUUUCACGGUGCCAGUGACGCAGUAUUCGCUGGGAUUCCUGCGCGCACGCGCGGUGCUGGUUCUCAGCACCUUUGCACCGUCGCUCGAGUGGAGCAGUCCGCUGGCGUACCAGCAGGCCCUUCAGCCAGUGCUGUGUCUGCUUAACGACAGCGAGGCGCCGGUGCGUGUGCAGGCCUGCGUGUGCUUUUCCCGCCUCGUCUGUCAUCCCUUCGCGCGCGACGUCAUCAACCCCUGCAUUGCCGAGCUCAUCCAGCACUACUUUAACGUGAUGCGGAUGAUGGACAACGAGGCGGUGGUGCGCACGCUUCGCAAAACAAUCUCGUUCUACAAGAACACGCUGUCGCAAUGGGCACUGGAGCUGACGGAGAUGCUGGUGAACCACUUUGCCGUCGUGCUGGAGCGUGUGACGGCCAAGUACAACGCGCUGGAGUCGAUGACGUCGUCAACGGCGCAGACGACGGGUGGAGGUGAAAAAGAUGAGCUGUUCCUCGACAAUGACGGCUUUGCCGAUGUGCUGAUGGCCGCCGACGAGCUUCUGGAGACUCUCACCACGCUCGUUCAAGCGCUUCCGGAGAGCACGGCUACCGUGGCGGCACGGCACGCUGCCGCUGACUUACUCGCAAAGGUAUCUGGUGCAUCGUCCUCGUCUUCGUCAUCUGCGGCGGCCCCGUGCCCGUCAGCGGAGGCGCUCCAGCAGGACAUCUUCGUGCAGAUCCAGCUGCGCGUUGCCCCGAUGCUAUUUGUGAUCCUCGGCCACCAAGGCGGCAGCUCCUACGGUUUCAUGGACCCUGCCCUGUCGCUCCUCACCACCCUCAUCGCGCGCAGCCCAGCCAUCGCGUCGCCCAUGUGGAAGGUACUGUGGUGCCUCUACCAGCUGAUCAUCCGUGGCGGCGCUGCCGACUACAUCCAGCAGUUGCUUCCCCCGAUCGACAACUUCGUCUCUGUCGAGCCGGUCUCUUUUCUGUACGGCACAGUGACGGAGCUGACGCGCGAGCCGCUGCCGGCAGCCGUGCCGGCGGAGGAGGCGGCCAAAACGCCGGCGCAGCUGGUCUUGGCCAUGUGCGAGGCGGUGCUGGCGAGCACGUCGCUGCGGGAGCGCGAAGUGGCCGCAGUGCCGAAAGUGUUGGACGUGCUUGUGCAGUGCAGUUGGGCAGCCUCGGCAGCGUCGGCAUCGACCGCAGCGUUCACGGAGGCGGCACAUGCCUUGGUGCAGUACGUGACGCAGCUGUCCUUGAAGACCGCCGGCACACGACCACAGCAGAGCGCGACGUUUCGCGUGUUGCUCGCCAACAACAUCUUCUCCUGCCUUAUCGCUGAUGCGCCUGCUGCCGUGGCGGUACUGCAUGGGCUGCAGGUGACACGCCCGUUUCUGGAGCAGUACGUGUCGCUGCUGGCGCGGAGCGUGUUGAUUGAGCAUAGCGAGGAGGCCAUGCUGGGCCUAAUGCGCAGCUAUGACCGCAGCCUCUUCGUGUACGCCAUGGUUUCGUGUCUGCGUGCGCUUGCGGUGAACAUGAUUGGCGCCGGUGCGGCAGAGCUGCAGUCUGGCCUGGAGGGUGUCGUACAGUGUGGUGUGCUGCAGCAGCUGGCUGAGGUGGAGACGACCAACGGCGCAGCGGAGCUGCGCGUUCAUCAGAGACGCAUUGCAAAGCUGUCGGGCAAGCCGGCGCCGACCACACAUGCCAGCGAAGGCGCCGCCGCGGAGGAGGGGGACGACGAGGAGGAGGAGUGGGACAGCGAGGCCAGCAGCGAAGAGGACGACGACGACGGUGACGCUGACGACGGCGACGAUGACGACGACGAGUGGGGUGAGGUUGAUGUCGACAGCGACAGCACUGAAGGCUUUCUGGGUGGCGAGGACGCCGGCCAUGGACCGAGUCGGGACGUCCACUUCCAGGGUAUGCUGCGCCAGGCUCAGGCGCUUCGUGAGACACCGCAGGAGAGGCACCGUAAAAAGACCGCCGGCGACGCCGACGACGCCGACCUGGAUGACUUUGAGGAGGAGAACCUGCUCGACGACGAGGACUUCUCGAGUCCAGUCGACGGUAUCAACGCAUGGGCAGCCCUGGUCUCGGAGGUGGAGCGGGCCGACGUGGCGGCGGGGGGCAGUGCCUCUGUGGUGGCGCUGCUGCGCAGCGCCGCUGGUGAGGCGCAGGCUAGUGCUAUCAUCCGCGCACGUGACCUCACAUGUGAGCUUCAGGUGGCCCGGCAAACCCAUCGCGCACUCCUCGAUCAAGUGAAGCACUGA
Messenger RNA from Leishmania mexicana MHOM/GT/2001/U1103, 4011 nucleotides. RefSeq lists its product as hypothetical. The coding region runs from base 1 to 4011 and encodes 1336 amino acids. The record is from RefSeq and is a predicted model, not a curated record. The transcript has a single exon. Gene Ontology annotation, cellular component: nuclear envelope; cytosol. Gene Ontology annotation, biological process: protein import into nucleus. NCBI's taxonomy places the organism in Eukaryota, Euglenozoa, Kinetoplastea, Trypanosomatida, Trypanosomatidae.